Molecule: messenger RNA, 2684 nt
Organism: Priapulus caudatus
Lineage: Eukaryota; Metazoa; Priapulida; Priapulimorpha; Priapulimorphida; Priapulidae
Product: TBC1 domain family member 2B-like
Source: RefSeq, a predicted model, not a curated record
GCAUAAACAGCAGGUGUGGCACCUACAGGCAUCAGAAGCGCAAACUCGGAUGUUCUGGCUUCAGGAGUUGCAGAAACAUCGUCGAUCCUACAGCUACAAGCAGACGAGUCUCUCUCACUCGUCGUCACGCACAUCCAGAAAAGUUGAGAGCAGUGAAGAUAAAGGACUUGCUCAUCCUCCCCUGAUUAGUGUCGAGUGUCCAGAGACUGCUACCCAAAUGCUGGCUCCAGUAGCGCCACCUAGUGAGGAGAUUGGCGAACACGUCGCGGAUAAAAAGGAAGCGUGGACGCCAGAUUUCAACACCAUCACCUCGCAGCUAAAAAAUGCUCUCGUCCUGAAGAAACCCUUGAAGAGCAAAGAUUCCUAUACUUUGAAUGAAGAGUGUUGUGUAGACACAGUUCCCACAACGCAAACCCUGACCAACAAAGAUCCGAUGAAGAAAGCCCGUCUGCCGACUCUCAAAGCUUUCUAUAGACGACGUAUGUCGACUAACGCAGAAACCGCACGGAUAUUAAGUUCAUCGGAGCAGGAAUGUACAAAAUGCCAGCAGUUGGAGCUCUUCAUCAUGACCUUGAGAGAGGACUUGGCUGCCGCUGACGCAGAGCUUGGUGCAGCGCGAACAUCAAACAGCGAGCUACAGAAGAAGAUUGACUGUCUGGAGCUGCAUAGGAGCUCAUGGAAUUUUUUGAACUCCUGUGACUUGGAGAAGGAUAAGUUAGAGCUGCUGCACAAUAGGGAGGAGCAAACUAUUGAUAUGCAACACCAGGUGGCUUUACUUAGUAAACAAGAGCAAAUCCUCAACAGCAAGAUUGAAACUCUAGAAUUUGAGAAUAAAGACUUCAAAUCAAAUCUGUCAAUGUUUGAAGAAACGAUGCAAGCAAAGGAUGAGGUUGUAAUGUCACUGAGCCACAGAAUAAUAGAACUGGAGGAGGAGGCGGAGAAUCAUCGGCACUGUAAGAAGACGGGGGCGCGCGUGGAUGGAAGGAGCAAGUUCUACGAAGACGACGAUGUGACGUCACUGCGCGAAGCCGAGAUAAAGAUGCGUGAAGCGCGCGACCAGAUUACGGACUUGGAGGAUGCAGUGUCUGCGUUCGAGACACAGAACAAGUUUCUCAGCAUGGAGAUUCUAGAACUGCACCAACUGAGAGAGGAUGGUGAUGUUAGGGAAGUUAAUCUACACACCACCUGCAAGGAAUGGGAGGCAAGGUAUUACCAGAUACACAGCAAGUACCUGAUGUUGUUGAACGAAUGGAACAAGCCGCGGCGCGAGGGAGAGCAGGAGGAGGCGUCCACACAGGAAGUCGUAUCGAGACUGCUCCACGAUGCGAUAGAUGGAGAAGAGCUUGGCCUCCCCGAACAUCCAACGCGCCUGUCAGACUCAGGAUCAGAGCUGUAUGAUGCGUAUGGGUUUAGCCGUCACUCCAUGGUAUCUGGUGGUGAUGCUUCCCAGUCUGUGAUACAGAAAGCUGAGAUACUUAAACUCAGAUAUGAGGAUAUCAUAUCAAAGAUCACAGACUUGGACAGGGUGUCGGUUCAGGUGAAGUGGGAGAACUUCAUGGCGGGGCUAGGCAGCAGGGACCCGGCGCGCAGUCAGGAGGUGAAGAACCUGGUACGCGCGGGUGUGCCACACGAGUUCCGCUGCCGCAUCUGGAGCUGGUGUGUCGACUCUCGCGUCGCACCGAAGAGAGCAGCGCUGCCUCCCAAAUACUACCAUUCUCUUCUAUCGGCCAGACACGGCAGCACCAAACACAACCCUGCAGCUAAGCAGAUAGAGCUGGAUCUUCUAAGGACUCUGCCUGACAACAAACAUUACGAGGAUAUGUCUUCCGCAGGUGUCCCGAAGCUGCGGCGUGUGCUACUGGCGCUGAGCCGUCACAAUCCGAUCGUCGGCUACUGCCAGGGUCUGAACCGCGUCGCGGCGAUUGCGCUGCUGCUGCUUGGGGAGGAGCAAGCGUUCUGGUGCAUGGUGGCCAUUGUUGAACACAUCAUGCCACCCGACUAUUACAGCAGUACACUGAUGGCAGCGCAGGCAGACCAGAGAGUGCUGAAGGACUUGGCCGCAGAGAAGCUACCACGGCUAGCAUCUCACAUCGAUCGCUACGGCGUGGACCUGUCCUUAUUCACGUUCAACUGGUUUCUGUGCGUGUUCGUGGACACGUCCGUGUCAGUUGAGCUCUACCUGAGAAUAUGGGAUGCCUUUCUGUACGAGGGAGGCAAGGUCCUGUUCAGGUUUGCACUUGCCAUUCUAAAGCAACACGAGCCAGCUAUAUUGCAACUGAACAACUACAUGGCGAUAUACAAACACAUGCAGAGCAUGGGAACGUGCUGCCCAGACUACAAGAAGCUUACACAUGUGGCAUUCGGCGAGUUGAAUCCAUUUCCGAUGAAGCAUAUAGCUAGCAGACGUCAAGCACAUUUACUACAAGUUAAGGCAGAGUUUGAAGAGUUGCAGAAAAUGCGAGAGGAAUUUCAAUCCAGCCAAACAGUUGAGACAGAGAGAGACAUAUGGUGUGAGGAGGAUAUUACAUAGAGGCUAUGAUAGAGGCUAUGAUAGAUGCUAUGGUAGAGGCUAUGAUAAAGGCUAUGAUAGAGGCUAUAAUAGAGGCUAUGAUCAGGUGACUUUCGGGGGCAUAGCCUAUGCCCUUAUCUCCCAUUAUCUUUCCUAGCACGGCUAAUGCCUGUCA